CUGGGCCAGAUGCGCCAGGGAGGUGGGACUCUGGGCUGACCAAUUAGAACCUGCUAGGGCCAGGGGGUGGGUUACAGUUUUGCAACUUCCUUGGGUUACAGACUUCUAGAGAUCGUCAUGCUGCCGCUAACCUUUUCUCUUUCUCGACAAGUCCUUCUUGGAAGGAGGAAGAUCUUAAGAGUCUGGAACAAACCGGCUGCCUUUAUGUCUACUUUGCUGAUAAAUCAGCCCCAGUAUUCCUGGUUGAAAGAUCUGGGACUCAAAGAAGAAAAUGAAGGCGUGUAUAAUGGGACCUGGGGUGGAAGAGGAGAGGUUGUUACAAGCUACUGUCCAGCUAACAAUGAACCCAUAGCAAGAGUACGUCAGGCCAACCUGAUGGACUAUGAAGAAACACUAAAGAAAGCCAAAGAAGCCUGGAAAAUAUGGGCAGAUAUUCCAGCCCCUAAACGAGGAGAAAUAGUAAGACAGAUUGGUGAAGCCUUGCGACAGAAGAUCCAAAUCUUAGGAAACUUGGUAUCUUUGGAGAUGGGAAAAAUCUUAGUAGAAGGUGUUGGAGAAGUUCAGGAGUAUGUCGAUAUCUGUGAUUAUGCUGUUGGCUUAUCACGAAUGAUUGGAGGACCCAUCUUGCCUUCAGAAAGACCUGGUCAUGCCCUCAUCGAACAAUGGAAUCCUUUGGGCUUAGUUGGAAUCAUCACUGCAUUUAACUUCCCAGUGGCUGUGUAUGGCUGGAAUAAUGCCAUUGCUCUGAUUUGUGGGAACGUUUGCCUUUGGAAAGGAGCACCAACAACUUCACUCAUUAGUGUAGCGGUCACAAAGAUAGUGGCCAAAGUUUUGGAAGAUAACAACUUACCUGGUGCAAUCUGUUCUAUGACAUGUGGUGGUGCUGAUAUUGGCAUGGCAAUGGCCAAAGAUGAGCGGGUAGACCUGCUGUCCUUCACAGGAAGCACCCAAGUGGGGAAAGAGGUGGCAGUCGUGGUCCAGGAGAGGUUUGGGAGAAGUUUGUUAGAACUUGGAGGAAAUAAUGCUAUUAUUGCUUUUGAAGAUGCAGACCUCAAUUUAGUUAUACCUUCAGCUCUUUUUGCAGCCGUUGGGACUGCAGGCCAGAGAUGUACAACUGCUAGACGACUGUUUUUGCAUGAAAGCAUCCAUGAUGAAGUUGUAGACAAACUUAAAAAGGCAUAUGCACAAAUUCGCAUUGGAAAUCCAUGGGACUCAAAUGUCCUCUGUGGGCCCCUCCACACCAAACAAGCAGUAAAUAUGUUCCUUGGUGCAGUAGAAGAUGCCAAAAAUCAAGGCGGUGUCGUGGUCUAUGGUGGGAAGAUUAUAAAUUGCCCUGGAAAUUAUGUUGAGCCAACGAUUGUGACUGGUCUUCCUCAUGAUGCAUCCAUUGUGCACAGAGAGACAUUUGCUCCUAUCCUUUAUGUCUUAAAAUUCAAGAAUGAAGAAGAGGUCUAUUCAUGGAAUAAUGAAGUGAAACAGGGUCUUUCCAGUAGUAUCUUCACAAAGGAUUUGGGCAGAAUCUUUCGAUGGCUUGGGCCUAAAGGAUCAGACUGUGGCAUAGUAAAUGUCAAUAUUCCAACGAGUGGUGCUGAGAUUGGAGGUGCUUUUGGAGGUGAGAAGCAUACUGGUGGUGGCAGAGAAUCAGGAAGUGAUUCAUGGAAGCAAUAUAUGAGACGAUCUACUUGCACCAUCAACUAUAGUAAAGACCUUCCUCUGGCACAAGGAAUCAAGUUUCAGUAACAGUGUUAUUUUGGGUGUUAUGUGAUCUCUAAAUUUUUCAGCAUUUCAAAAUGUACAAUAUGGGCUACUAUCCUACCUCUUUAAGAUUUUCAUAAAUCAUGGACCUCUUUUUGUCAUUUGAAAGAGGAAAAUAAGGUUACAGAAAUAGCAUAAGGGCAUUUCUUAAUUGAAAGAUCAAAUUGCUCAUCAUGCUCAUUUUCUUUUUUUAAAGAAAAAUUUUGGAUUUGAAAUUAACAUGUUAAUUUGCUUAAAAACAACGAAAAUCUGAUUAAUGUAUCUUUUGAAAAGAAAACAGGGCAGGUAGAUGGCUCAGUGGAGAAAGCCAGAUCUGAAGAAAGGUGGUCCUGGGUUCAAAUAUGGCUUUAGUCACUUCCUAGCUGUGUGACUUCAGGCAAGUCACUUAACUCCAAUUAUAUAACCCUUACCACUCUUCUGCUUUGGAAUGGAUACCUGGUAUUGAUUCCAAGACAGAAGAUAAGGGUUUUUUUAAAAAAGGAAGAAAAUAGAAAGCAAAUGUUAAUAGACUUGAACAAUACUUGUAGGAUAGUGGGAAAUGCUAACCAUAUUUCUAAUGACAGUGGCCUUAAUAAGUUUUUUAAUCUGUUCUCUUCUAUACUCAUUCUUAUCAUUUCAUGCAUAAAUGUUAUCAUUUGAAUCAGAAAAUCUUUUAAACAAGUAACUUAAUGGUGAAAGAAAGUCUUCUAGACUUUGACCAAGUGUUAUGCCACAAUGGUUGUGAAAACUAUUGACUGUAUAAUGAAUAUUACUACAUGUAGACUUAAAUAUAUACAUAGUCUCAGGCUUGUCACUCUGAUCAUAAAUUUUGAUGUCAUGUGGGUUUGUGGAUUAAUGGAUUUAUAUAUAGGGUCCACAGAAUUUCCUUUUCUCCAAGCUCAUAAUCUAGGGCUGAGGAUCACUAAAAUAAAACUUGUGUGGAUUUUAUAAAGAAAAUCUAUUUCGAUCAUCAGAUUUUUCUGUUUUGUUUUAACUACUGGCAAUUGAGACUCCAUGUGAUUGAGUAAGGAUUCCAAUAUAGAUUUCUUUGGGUUGGAGUGUAAGGUUCUAAAUAUGUCAAAAUAAAAUUCAUCUGUAGUAUUUCAAUCAGGCAUACUGAUAGCCAGGUCAUGUCAAUCAUGUAAUCUUGAUCAAGUUCAAUUUAAGAAUGUUUCCUAUAUGAAGGUAAGCAGAAUUUGGAUGAUUUUUCUAAAUAAUUGUAUAAAACUUUUGUUUAAAGAUUGACAUAUCAUAUUCUAUUGCCAAUAUACAAUGGUUUUUCAAACUAUUGUCUCUAAAUGCAUAUUUUAUUUAUACUGGGUUUAAAUUUACUUACAUUUGUAAUUAUUCUUUUUUACCAAUAACUUCUCAAUGAGAUAUACCACUCAUGUUUCUAAAAUGUCUUGUUUGACAUGGAUUGUUUUGACCCCUUUUAUAUAAAAGUGCUAAUUUCAAGUUUUUUUCUAAGAGGAGGAUAGAGUUCCAAUUUGGGACACUAAAAUAAUUUCAUAUAACUGACUUAGAAUACUGUCUUUUCUGGAAUGUAUUUCCUAGCAAUAAUAAUGAAAUAUUUCCUCUUUUUCCAUUGAAAUUGAAAAAAUUUUUAAAAAGCUACCAUUUGGAGAUAGAACAUUUCUGUAUGUGUGGAGAAAUAAAGUAUUCUUAAUUUGAAAAAAA
Monodelphis domestica (gray short-tailed opossum) is the source of this 3411-nucleotide messenger RNA. RefSeq names its product aldehyde dehydrogenase 7 family member A1 (gene ALDH7A1). Lineage: Eukaryota; Metazoa; Chordata; Mammalia; Didelphimorphia; Didelphidae. Gene Ontology annotation, molecular function: aldehyde dehydrogenase (NAD+) activity. The record is from RefSeq and is a predicted model, not a curated record.